AUGGGCUCCCUUGCUCUCUGGCUUCCCACGGACUUUGGAGGAGGGGUGGAGAGUCGGGUGGAGCUGGCAGGGCGGGCGGGCGAGCUGCAGCCAGCGAGACCCGAGUACCGCCCCCUUGGCCCGCAGCAGGGCACCCCCGCGCCUGCCUUCCGGGACGCAGGGAGCCUCAGCGAGAGGGCUGGCCAGUACGGCGCGUCCUGGCGCCCGGCGUCUGCACUGCAGAGCCAGUCCCUGGCUGCACGCCUGCCGGGCGUCUCCCAGCAACAGCCGCCGCCGCCCGAACGUUCUGAACUCGGCGGCCCCUUAGGCCUCAUCGUCACCUUGGCGACGGCCGGCGGGAACACGCCCUGCGGGCUCCGGGGGCGGGGUCUGGGCGCCAUGCGCUCCGCCUCCCGCGGGGUGCGCCUUCAGCCCCGCCCGCCCCCGCCCCUCCUCGGCGGCACGCGUGGCCGCAGGCCGCCACCUCCAACCAAUCGGACUGGCUCUUCUGUCAUUCGGGUCACCUCCGCUGAGACGCCUUCCCUGACCACCCAAGUUGAAGGAACUGCUAACCUUUUCUCUUGGACUUUGUUUUUUAUUUCCUUCACAGUAUUUCUCCCCUCUAAAAUUAUCUUGUCUGCUUCUACCUAUAUUGCCUUCCCUCUUGAAACCGAAGCUCCAUAAACUGAGGCACAAAUUCUGCCUUGUUCGUCUCUGUUCUCAGCACUCUGAACAGAACCUGGCAUGAAUGAGGUGCUCAAUAAAAGUUACUUGGAUGAA
This is a messenger RNA of Gorilla gorilla gorilla (western lowland gorilla), 759 nucleotides long. RefSeq lists its product as uncharacterized. The transcript has 4 exons. The record is from RefSeq and is a predicted model, not a curated record. Lineage: Eukaryota; Metazoa; Chordata; Mammalia; Primates; Hominidae. Bases 1 to 663 code for a protein of 220 amino acids.